CUGGAAGCGGCGACACGGUGGACAACAAAUAACCUGGACUCGAAUACUUUAGUUUCCUUAGUAGGACUCGAACUGCGACCCUCCAGGAAGGGAACUACGCAGUUGAAAGGUAUGGUUUUGUUUAUUAAAUCGGACGUUUUUGUAGAGUAUUUCGUACAACUUCACAAACACGGAUCGAACCGAGCGAUCUGUGAUGAUUUCCACCGUUCUAAUCAUUUCCUCCAGCUGUGCGUUCACCCAGGAUAUUAUGAUCAGUUGGUGCGUCAAACCGAAGGCCGAAUCAAUUAUGUGGUCGAGGAAAUUGAACGUGACUUACAUCGAUCACUCCCUGAACAUCCCGCCUAUCACACUCCGGAGGGAAUCGCGUCGUUGAGGCGUGUCCUCACCACCUACGCUUACCGUAAUCCGAGUGUGGGCUACUGUCAAUCCAUGAACAUAGUCACCAGUGUGUUGCUUCUCUACUGUACCGAAGAGGAGGCUUUUUGGUUGCUCACGGCCAUCUGUGAACGGUUACUGCCGGAUUAUUAUGAUAGUCGCGUUGUCGGUGUCCGAGUAGACCAGUUUGUUCUACGCGAUCUCCUCUCGGAGUACAUACCCAACCUG
Messenger RNA from Echinostoma caproni, 603 nucleotides. Lineage: Eukaryota; Metazoa; Platyhelminthes; Trematoda; Plagiorchiida; Echinostomatidae. The record is from the annotation of a GenBank genome assembly.